Molecule: messenger RNA, 2829 nt
Organism: Hippoglossus stenolepis (Pacific halibut)
Lineage: Eukaryota; Metazoa; Chordata; Actinopteri; Pleuronectiformes; Pleuronectidae
Gene: zbtb47b
Product: zinc finger and BTB domain containing 47b
Exons: 6
Coding region: 401-2629 (742 amino acids)
Biological process (GO): regulation of transcription by RNA polymerase II
Cellular component (GO): nucleus
Molecular function (GO): RNA polymerase II cis-regulatory region sequence-specific DNA binding; protein binding; DNA-binding transcription factor activity, RNA polymerase II-specific
Source: RefSeq, a predicted model, not a curated record
GCGUCCUUCCCGGUUCCUCCUGCUGCUGCUCCUCCUGCUCCUCCUCCUCCUCCUCCUCCUGACGCACCGAAUAAUCCAAGAACGGCACAAAGAAACGAGCGCCUCGCAUCCGACUCCACGUUGAAACAAGCACCGUGUCCCUUUAAAAGCGUCUGACAAAAAAAAAAAGCCCAUAUGAUCCCCGAGCUCCAAUCACCAAUUCCUCCUUCCAAAAGCAGCCUCUGCAUUUCUUGUCUGUGUGGAGGCUCCGGCGGCAGCAGCACGGGGGGGGGGAAGAGAGGAGAUUCAGAGACAUACUGGAGAAAUGUGACAAUUCAACGGUGAUUUUCAUGGCGGAGGAGAAACUGCUGCGAGAGGAGUUGUUGUUGGACUCCGGUGAGCCUCGAAACGCUGGAUCAAAAUGCUCAUAGUGGAGAAGACCACAGACUUCCCCUCUGCUGAGUUCUCUCUAGUGGAGGAUGUAGCUCUGCACUUCACCUGUUUGAUGGACAGGCUGAACGAGCAGCGCCUCUUCCAGCCUGACCUGUGCGACGUCGACAUCGUUCUGGUACGGCAGCGCAGCACCUUUCCCGCCCACAAGGGCGUGCUGGCAGCCUACAGCCCUUUCUUCCACUCCCUCUUCGCCCAAAGCAAGCAGCUGCGCCGGGUGGACCUGUCGCUGGACGCCCUGACCUCGCAGGGCCUGCAGCAAAUACUCAACUUCAUUUACACCUCCAAGCUGCUGGUGAGCAGCCGCACUGUGCGCGACGUGCUGAAUGCAGCCAACCUGCUUCAGAUGAGCGACAUCGCCGCCUCCUGUCGCGACCUCAUCAGCAGCCACUCGCUGAGAACCACCUGCACAGAUAUGGCAAAUCAGGAAGGGCUUGGCAGCGGUGACCCAGCGGUGGCGAUUACUGCCAGCCAGCUGUACCGGGAGAUCAAACAGGAGUCGGAGCUGGGCAGGGUGUACACGAGGGAGGGCAGCAGCCCGUUCUCUGUUCGGGUGGAGGAGGCGGGAAAGACGCCCUCCCAGCAGAAGCAGUACUACCAGAAAGAGGAGGGGAAAGGGGGCGGGGCCGGCUCAGGUGCUCUUUGCAAAGUAGAAGGCAACGGCGAGGAGUCCAAGUCCGCAGACAGCCACUCCUCCUUCAACAGGGAUCAGAUCAUUGUUGAAGUGAACCUCAACAACCAGACCCUCAAUGUGUCAAAGGGAUCGGAGGGCAAAUCAGUAUCCGCCACUGAGACAGCCACCAUGUUUGCCCGUUGCCAUGACAACGAGAGAGAUUCAGAUGAUGAUGAUGAGAACGAGCUGGAGAACGAUGAUGGAGUUGAGGAAGAUGAGGACGACCUGAAGAGGGGAGACCUACUGGGGCAGAGCAGUGAGGAGGAAGAUGAAGAGGAGGAUGAAGAGGAAGAGGAGAACACCCUAAACAUUCCAGGCUUGGAGCAGACGUCCAUAAUGGAUCGACCUCGACGGGGCAUCAGAGCCUUGGCCAUGGCGGGAACCACGACCUCCAUGCGGCACACGCUGGCAGAGGCUACACGAGCCAACCAGCGGCCGGGUGGGAAGAGGAGUCUGGAUGGAGAGGGCCUGGGCCAGAAAGUGAGGCUGGAGGAGAAGCAGCAUUUCCCGUGUAAGAAAUGCCCCCGCAUCUUCAACAACCGCUGGUAUCUGGAAAAACACAUGAACGUCACUCACAACCGCAUGCAGAUCUGCAACAACUGCGGGAAACGCUUCCUGCUGGAGAGCGAGCUGCUGCUGCACCAACAGACCGACUGCGAGAAGAGCAUCCAGUGUGUAACAUGUGGCAAGGCCUUCAAGAAGCUGUGGUCAUUACACGAGCACAACAAGAUCGUCCAUGGCUACGCCGAGAAGAAGUUCUCCUGCGAGAUCUGUGAGAAGAAGUUUUACACCAUGGCUCAUGUCAGGAAGCACAUGGUCGCCCACACGAAGGACAUGCCGUUCACCUGCGAGACGUGCGGGAAGUCGUUCAAGCGCAGCAUGUCCCUGAAGGUUCACUCUCUGCAGCACUCGGGAGAGAAACCCUUCAAGUGUGAGAACUGUAGCGAACGCUUCCAGUACAAGUACCAGCUGCGCUCCCACAUGAGCAUCCACAUCGGACACAAGCAGUUCAUGUGCCAGUGGUGCGGGAAGGACUUCAACAUGAAACAGUACUUUGAUGAGCACAUGAAGACACACACUGGAGAGAAGCCGUACAUCUGUGAGAUCUGUGGGAAGAGCUUCACCAGCCGGCCCAACAUGAAGCGCCACCGCCGCACCCACACCGGAGAGAAGCCGUACCCCUGCGAGGUGUGCGGCCAGCGCUUCCGCUUCUCCAACAUGCUCAAGGCCCACAGGGAGAAGUGCUUCCGCGUCAGCAACCCCAUGGUCGCUGACGGAAACGACCCCAUCGGGCUCGACCACCCCCUGGUGUCGUCCGCUGUGGACUCGUCCGGUCAGGGCCAGCUGGGGACGGUGCUUCCCGCCACGUCUGUGACCACGCCCCCUGCUGCCUCUAGCCCCCACCCCCUCCACGGCACCCAACUGUCCCUCCCCCUGCUGCACCCCAUAGGUGGGCUUCCUCCCGUCCCUCAUUUACGCCCACCGCCUCCCCUGUUCUCUGCCGGUAGGAUGAACUCCAACAACUAACAAAUCUCUCUUGCAUUGAAAGCACUUUGUUACCUUUUGUUUUUACCGUUUUUUUUUUCUCUCUGAGCUUUUAAGACGACUCGUGCUGCGGGAGAGUGAUGCACCUCCGUGACACAGAGGGGAGAAACGGAUUGAAGGCCACACAGAGGCCUCAUAAAAACACACGUACAAACACCACAAUAAUAAAGAAUUAUUUUUUA